CGCAGGGCCGCGCCGCUUGGUCUACACUGCACGGCGGCGCGCGCGCACGCGCACCGGGGCCUCCGCCAUGGCGACCGUGCUGUCCAGGGCACUCAAGCUCCCGGGAAAGAAGAGCCCAGAUCUCGGGGAGUAUGACCCCCUCACACAGGCUGACAGUGACGAGAGUGAGGAUGAUCUAGUGCUGAAUGUGCAGCAGAAGAACGGCGGGCUCAAGAAUGGAAAGAGCCCACUGGGAGAUGCUCCAGAGCCCGACUCAGAUGCUGAGGCUGCGGGCGCCGCCAAGCCCCACCUUUCUGAGCCCGUUCCAGAAGGCUACCCUCCGGAGAACCUGGGGGAGUUGGAGCAGAAGGCCACCUCGUCCUUCGUGGCUUAUGUGCGGACGUGCGUCUUUCUGCUGACCGUGCUGGUGUCCAUGGUCCUGGUGUUGGUCUGCGCCUUCCUCAUCCCCUGCCCACCUCGAGACCUGCACAGCACUUGGAGCCGGCGGCUGGGCGCUCAGCAGGGAAGGGAUCUAUCUCCACUAGAACUUGCCGACGUGAACGGAGACGGCUUGCGGGAUGUGCUACUCUCCUUUGUCACUGCCAGGAAUGGAACUGCUGGGGUCCCUUUGGGUAUUCCAAGACCCCCUGCGGUGCUUGUAUGCUUGUCAGGAGUGAAUGGCAGCACCCUCUGGUCCAGUCUCCUUCCCGACGAGGCCCGUGACAUCACAUGCUUGAACCUAGGGCCAGGAAGUGCAUCUUCAGCCACCUGCCUUGUGACUGGGACACACAAGCUGCUAAGUGCAUUCAACGCAACAUUAGGGAAAGCCAUCUGGACCUUAAACCCCAUUCACUUAGCCAACGGCACCCUGGCCGCCCCUGUCGUGGUAUUACCCGAUGUGGAUGAAGACGGUAUCCUAGACCUGCUACUCGUGACCACUGGGGACUGGCAGCCGGAUCUGUGCUUUUUGCUGGUGUCUGGCCGCACUGGAAAUCCUAUAGGCCGACCAGUGAAAUACAACAUCAGGGGUGUGGGCAACCUGAUCGGCCCUCAUGUCUACAUCACCACCAGCGGGGCUGUCUACAUCCUGUUUGGCUUCGGAAGUAUCCAAGCUGUCGCCCUGCGGGACAUUUUUGUUCAGGCCCAGAAUCGAGACAGUGUACCACCCUUGCUGCAGCUAGAGGAGCCUGAGUGGGAGAAGAAACGAAGAUCUGUCAACCUGUCUGAGCUCAUUGACAUCUAUAGCGAUGGGGUGGAGCUGCUCCAGAUGGUGAAGGCCCCGGAUUCCAACUGCAGCGACCUCCUCAUCACAACUAGUCAAGGCCUUGUCCUGCUCCGUGGGCAGAACCUCACCCCUCACUGGGCACUGAGACUCCAAGGCCUGUUCAGCCAGCCCACACCAGGGUAUUUCACAGACGAUCAGACACUGGAUUUCCUCCUGCAGGUCCAGGAUGGAGUCGGAAUGAAAAAGAUGCUGGUGGUGGAUGGUGACUCGGGUUCCGAGGUUUGGAGCGUCAGUGUCCCUUGCCACCUGAGGGAAACCCCGACCACAUCUGCAAUGACGUCAGACAAGAAGUCUGUCUUCCUCUUCUGGGCCCAGGCACUGCCCACUGCAGGCACCACCUCGACGGCCGAGCCACCCACCCUUUACCACCUUUACCUCCUGCAUCCAACAUUCCCUUCAAUUCUUCUGGAUCUGGCCAAUACCACAGGCACUGUGACAGCAUCAGAGGUUGGCAUUAACGACCUCUGGAAAGAUGCCUUUUAUGUUACCAGAACCACAGGGCCAAGCUCCGAAGCCCUGUUGGUCAGCAAGCUCAGCCUGCGGUGGGCCCUGAUGGAGGGCCAGGUGGUGGCACUGAGGGAAGCCAGCCCCAGGGUAGGCCGAGGCGAGCUGCGGAGAUUUCUCUCCAGGAUCAAGUUCGUGGACUCUCCCUACCAGGUCUAGUUUGGUGACCCUCCAUCACAGAAAACAGAGAAUGGCAUCUAUCAGCAUGGUCAGUCCUGGUGCAUGAAGGUGGCCAGGGCCUCGCAUCCUACCUGUGUGACCUGGAGCGUUGGAGUAUUUAUGGAUGGACAGCGCCUCCCUCCAUUCCCCCACUCCCCAAUCCCAACCUUAGGCCUGGGUGGGGGGUAUUUGGAGCCAUGAAUCUCCAGUUUUCUUUUUCUCUGCUCCAUUUUUUGCUGGGUAGCCUCUGUGAAGCAACUGUUGUAUGUUCUGUCCCAGACUAGUUUCGCUGGGUCAGGGUGAGCCACCUUCGAGAAAAUGGCCCAGAUGUGGGGUCCCUGUGUGCUGCCCUCUAAGAGGACCCAGUAUGGGGAAGAAAUCCCUCACUUUCUGAGGGUCUUCCUAUCUAGGCAGAUGGGGAGUUGGAGCCCCUGGCCACCAGUCUAGCAUGCCUGAAUCAUCUUUGUCCCCAUGGAGCCUGUCAUCUCCUACUUUCUACAUAGUGUGGUGACCCCCAUGGACAGGGACAAAGGAUGAGCAUCAGAGGCCCACCCCUGACUAGUCUUGCUGGCCAUGUUACUGCAGAAGGGCUGUGAGAGUCUGACUCUUCCUUCUCAAAGACUCAGGAGUGGUGGGGGUGCUCCUGACAACUUCUUGCUGCUUUCUGUUGGUGUCCCACCUGCCUGAGUGCUGUGUGGUCUCGGCUGCUAGAUUUCAGGGCCCCCCUUAACUUCCCACAUUUCCUCCCCCACCCCACAUUCACCUCAACCUCUGAAGCAUUGUUUUAUGAGAGAUUUCCUCUGUAAAUACUUUCCCUUUUGUAGCAGGUUAAGUUCUUGAG
Messenger RNA from Suncus etruscus (white-toothed pygmy shrew), 2768 nucleotides. RefSeq names its product family with sequence similarity 234 member B (gene FAM234B). The coding region runs from base 68 to 1927 and encodes 619 amino acids. Lineage: Eukaryota; Metazoa; Chordata; Mammalia; Eulipotyphla; Soricidae. The record is from RefSeq and is a predicted model, not a curated record. The transcript is spliced from 13 exons.